UCAUACUAAAUGUUGCAUUCUACAAUCUAUGGUUGGCUGUAUUAUAUAGUCAUUUUCCUUCUGUUGUGUUGAAAUAUUUAUUUGGGAAGGAAUUACGGCCAAUUUAAAAGUCACAAGUUUGCAAGAUGGAAGAAAUUGUAGAAAUUUAUCGAAAUUUAUCAUCAAUAAGCCAACCAACCUUAGCACGAGUUAGAUCAAAUAACGAUCAGUUUUUAGCCGUCUACACAGAAUGGACUCAGAGAGAUCUUGAAAAAGCUGAUAAAACUAACUUUACAAGAAAUUACGUUUUAAAUGCAUCAGAUAAUUCUAUUCUUUUAUCUACACCAGCUCAAGAAAUAAAGAAUGAACUAUUUAACGUGGAAUCACCAUCUGGUAAAUUUCAAGCUAUUUUGAGAAGUUGGACAAAUAAGAAAGGUGAUGAAAAACAAUUUAUAGAGAUAUGGAACAAUGAUGGAAAGGUGAAGAAUUUUGAUAUUCUAGCCAAAGAAAAACAUGGGAAGAUCAACAACAAAGAUGUUAAUUUUGGUAGUUUUCAAUGGUCAUACUCUGAACAGAAAUUAGCCUAUGUAGCAGAGAAGAAAAAAACUAAAACUGGUAGUUAUUUUGAUAACAAAGAAGACGAAAAAAAAGAUGACAUUGUGAAGGGUCACGAACAUGAUGUGUUAGAAGAUUGGGGAGAACAGUUAACAAAGAAAAGUCAACCCAUUGUUUGUAUAUUGGAUAUUUCUACUGGAUCUGUUGAUGUUUUGGAAACUGCAGAAAAUGUCUCGUGCGGAGAGGUUUUAUGGUGUCCCAAUGAUUCUGGUGUUGUAUUUGUUGGCUGGGAUCAUGAGCCAUUUAGACUGGGACUCAAAUAUUGCACACAGAGAAAGAGUGGAGUGUAUUAUUAUGAUUUUGAAAGUAAAAAAACUGUUUUACUUAGUGAUGAAGGUAGAGCUGUCCAUGCUCUUAGUAUUAGUCCUGACCAAUCAAAAUUAGUUUAUAUGGAUCAACCAAUAGGAGGCGGUCAUAAACAAUGUUCACGUUUAAUGAUGGUGGACUGGAAGACAAAGACUAGCCAAGCUGUUAUAGAUAUUGUUAAUACAAUAAAAGCUGGUGGUGAUUUUUGUGGAAUGUAUUUUGAUGCGUUUCCAGUACGAUGUUGGUCCACUGACAGUACUUACGUUUUUAUUGAUACAAACAGACGUAGUCAAGUCGGUGCAUUUGGUAUAAAUGUUGUGAAUAAGACUGUUCAUCCUAUUUCUGCAGGGUCUCACCGUGGAUCAGUGAAUGUUUUAGAUGUUUAUAAAGAUAAGAUAAUUCUUAGCUGUUCUUCUCCAAAUACACCACAUUUUCUGAUGAUUGGUAACCUCAAUUCGAAGAACAUAGAUGAAUCAAUAAAAUGGAACAAACUGAGUGAAGAGGUGGCAUUACCAAAUAUAUCCUAUGAUCUUACAGUGUUACAACCAACAGUUGAUAGAGUCAAUACUAAUUAUGGUAACUUAGAUUGUGAAAGUAUUUUAAUUAGCAAUAAAGAAAACAGCAUAUCAAAACCGCCACUUAUACUUUUCCCCCAUGGUGGACCUCAUACAACAUUUGAUACAAGUUUUAUGUUGUAUGUAGCUGGUUUCUGUCAGUCAGGAUAUUCUGUUCUAUUAGUAAAUUAUCGAGGUUCCCUGGGAUUUGGUCAAAACAGUGUUAAUUCCUUAUUAGGUAAUAUAGGGGAUCAGGAUGUUAAGGAUGUUAAGGCAGCGCUUGAUGAUGUCAUCCAGCGAGGACUAGUUGACGGUGAUCAGGUUUUUGUCUUUGGCGGAUCUCAUGGAGGGUUCUUAACAACACAUUUAAUUGGACAAUAUCCGGGAUUUUUUAAAGCAGCAUGUUGUAGAAAUCCUGUUACUAAUCUUACAGCUAUGUUAAAUACAUCAGAUAUUCCAGAUUGGGUUUGGGAAGAAUGUGGAAUAAAAUACUGUCAUUCAUCAGUAAUAAAUGCUAAAACCCUUGAAGAAAUGUUUAAUAGAUCACCCAUUAGAUAUGUUGAUCAGGUGAAGACCCCAUUAUUAUUGAUGAUUGGUAAGGAUGAUUUACGUGUUCCACCAACUCAAGCUCGGGAAUAUUACAGAGCUCUAAAAUCACGCCAAAUUCCAACCAGAUUGAUAGAAUAUGAAGAUAAUUCUCAUCCGAUCACGAAAGUUGAUUCAGAAGCAGACGCCUUUGUGAACAUUGUUUUAUGGUAUAAUAAAUACAGGACUUGAUAGACCACUUUUAAAAUCCCUGGAAAGAAAAUUGUGAUUUUAAAUUUACAGAUUAUUUUUUUUGAUAAUCUAUUAUUACUGUUUCAUGGUGAUUUUUUUCAAUAUCAAUUAAUAUGCAUCAAUGAGUUUGAAUUGAUGUCCCCCGUCUGUCUGUCUGUGUCUGUCUGUCUGUUCAAACUUGGUGUAGGUGUUUAUUAGGUCAGUGCCUUGAUGGAGUUCGAAGAUGAGCAUUUUCGGCUUAGGGUAAGCAGAGAUAAGCAAUUUGAUUGGUUGAUGCUUUGGGACACGAUAACUUUAGUUCUAAUUAAGUCAGAGUGAUGAAACUUGGUGUAUAGUUUCAUUACAUCAAUACCUUGACUAAGUUCGAUAAUGAGCAUUUUCUGCUCAGGGUAAGCAGAGCGAUAAGCAAUUUGAUUGGCCGAGGCUUUGGAACACAAUAACUCUCUUUAUAAUUGAGCUAGAAUGUUCAAACUUGUUUUAGAUGUUUAUUAGGUCAAUACCUUGACUAAGUUCGACAAUGAGCAUUUCCUGCUUAGGGUAAGCAGAGUGAUAAGCAAUUUGAUUGGUCGAGACUUUGGAACACAAUAACUCUCAUUUUAAUUGAGUUAGAAUGUUCACACUUGGCGUAGGUAUCAAUUAGGUGAAUGCCUUGAUGGAGUUUGAAGAUGGGAAUUUUCUGCUUAGGGUAAGCAGAGAUAAGCAGUUUGAUUGUUUGAUGCUUUGGGACACGAUAACUUUGGUUCUAAUUAAGUGAAAGUGAGGACACUUGGUGUAUAGAUUUAUUAUAUGAAUACCUUAACUAAGUUCGAUAAUGAACAUUUUUUGCUGAGGGUAAGCAGAGUGAUAAGCAAUUUGAUUGGUCGAAACUUUGGAACACAAUAACUCUCCUUCUAAUUGAGGUAGAAUGUUCAAACUAGCAUAGGUGUCUAUUAGGUGAAUGUUUAAACUUGAUGUAUAUGUAGAUUAGGUGAAUGUCUUGACUGAGUUCAAUAAUUAACAUUUCGAGCUGAAGCUAAGCAGAGCUAAUCGAUUUCAUUUGUCGAUGGUUUGGGACAAGAUAAUCUUGAUUCUAUCUGAUAGAGAGUGAUGAAACUUAGUGAAAAAAAUAAAUGUGCGAUUAAUUAAUAUGCGUCAUCUAUUUAUUUCGGCAGGGGACAUCAGCCUCACUGUUGGCUUGUUACUAUUGGCUAUGAGUAUGAAUACCAAUAAAUUAAAUAUUGGACAUUUUUUAUGAACUCACAUAUUAUAAAAAUCCAAAACAUUCAUUUACAGACAAUUGAAACGGUACCAAGCAUGGUAAAAAUCUUUACAAUGGGGGAAACUGACCACUGCCAAAUAUUGUUGUUACAUGUGUCCCUCAUCUGUCCAUAAAACCUUAUAGACAAACUAUAAAUCAGAGUUUUGAUAAAUUUUGACAUUUACGUUCAUAUUAUUUUUACUAUCUUAUGAACACAAUACAGGCAGGACAGGGUUCAAAAUGGAAUAUUAUAAAACUGAAUGAGAUAGAACCGGGUAUGUAUUAUUGGUAUUGAAAGAUUAAAGAUUUAUAUGUACAUGUAUGUGAAUGGCUUCAGAAAUAAAUUAUUGAAUGAGUUAAUGAAAUAAAGAAAUAAAUACAGAAA
This is a messenger RNA of Patella vulgata (common limpet), 3853 nucleotides long. RefSeq names its product acylamino-acid-releasing enzyme. NCBI's taxonomy places the organism in Eukaryota, Metazoa, Mollusca, Gastropoda, Patellidae. Gene Ontology annotation, molecular function: serine-type endopeptidase activity. The record is from RefSeq and is a predicted model, not a curated record. The coding region runs from base 126 to 2231 and encodes 701 amino acids. The transcript is spliced from 23 exons. Gene Ontology annotation, biological process: proteolysis.